AUGCCAAAGGAGAACAAGAAAAUUGGAAAUGCCAUUCUAAACUAUGGUGAAAAAAAGAGCAUCCCAAGGAAAAGGAAGGUAAAGACCCAGGAUGCUGCAGAAUGUGACAAAGGAAUUUCUGAGAUUCCAGUGAAGAAGAGGAAACCCAGUGGAGGACGACAGAAAUCAAAGAAAUUCACUUGGGAGAAUGCAGAUAAAGUUAUUAUCUCUCAAGAUGAAACUUGUGCAAAAUUAGUCAAAAUAUUUCCCGAGUUUCCUUGCUGUCAAGACUGUGCAGACCUGAUCAAGAGGAAGUCUACAUCGACGUACUGUCGCUUCAUCAAGUUCAGGAAGCUCCAUAUGAUGGAUGACAAAUUGCAACCAGCUGGUCUCUUCUCAUUGGAGGAUGCCAAGGCCACUUCUCUGGAAAAGCAAGCACAGUUGUGGAUGCCCUUGAAGUCUGAAUCCAAUGGAAAUGGAUUGUCUUGUGAAAAGGCCACAUUCUACCUUAAACAUGUUGGUGAUGAAUUUUGCAAGUUGCUGAUGCAGCAAAUUUCUCAAAUGGAGGAAACCAAAGACAAGAAAAGAGCUUGGAAGAUGGUGGAGGAACAAGUCAGGGAGAUGUGUGAUGUCUGUCAAACAACCAUCUUCAACAUCCACUGGGUUUGUGAAAAGUGUGGCUUCAUGGCAUGCAGCGAUUGUUUCAAUGAUCGAAAAGAAGGAUCAGCAAAGAUGUGGUUGUUGGAUGAUGAAAAAGCUAGGACUAUGAACAAAGACAUCUUCUCAUGGAUGCUGUGCACAGAUGGUAGUGACCAUGACAUAGAUGAACUGGCUCAAGCUCAUGUCAUACCGUCCAUAGAGAUUUUACGAAUAAUGUCAACCAAACUCCAUUCUCUGAGGAAGGAAUUUCAUGUCUCUCUGGACUGCCCCUGCAUGGUGAAGGAAGAGGCCUCAAGUGAAGCUAAUGACAGGCUCUGUGAGACAAGAGAGGAUGGUCUUAUCAAAGAGGACACCCCUGCCCAAGAGACUGAAAUAGCAAAAAUGGGUGAAAAUCCUAUUAUGAAGCAUGAAAAUGAGAUGGAAGGGAAGGAGAAAGUAAUGUUGUCAUCAUGUGGGAAGACAUUGGGCUUACCAGCACUAGCCAUCAAGAAUGCUUUCCCACUAAUGAAGUGGGAAAAUCAGACAGAAGAAAACUCUGAUAAAGAGGUGUCAUUGUUUGGGAAAGCAUUGGGCAUACCAUCACGAAAGGUCGUUGAGUCUGGAGAGGUGCCUACAAAGAAGCAGGAGUUUGCAUUUUGUACAUAUCUUCAGAGGAAAGGUGGUACAUUCCAAAAGGAAGAGGACAUAACAGAUGAAAGAGAUGGAGACUCUGUGUCCUCUGAGGACUUCGUGGAAUCAAUGACCCAGGAAUUCUUGGGAAUGUUAGCUAGACCAAGGAACGACCAACAGCAGCAGGCUUCAGAACAAGAGGAGCAAAUGGAUUGUCAUCAGUGGCUGCGAGGACAUCCUGUUAUAGUGUCAAACGUUGAUCACCAUCUCAACAUGGAUCUGUGGACACCAGCAUCCUUUUGCGAAGAAUUUGGCAAUCAGAAACAUGAAUUAGUGAACUGCCUCACUGGCCGCAUUGUCUCUGGGAAGAAGAUGAAAAAAUUCUGGGCAGGAUUUGAGGAUGUCAAUGAGCAAUUGCAGGAUACUGAAGGAAGGAAAAUGCUGCUGAAGUUGAAGGACUGGCCCCCUGCCAUGGAUUUCAAGGACCUUCUUCCAUCACGCUUUGAUGAUCUCAUGCAAGCUCUCCCUCUUGGAGAGUAUACAAUUAGAGAAGGAGUUCUGAACCUCUCUUCUCGUCUCCCAAACAUUUUUGUGAAGCCUGAUCUUGGGCCCAAAAUGUACAUUGCAUAUGGAAGCACUGUGCAUCCUUCAGUUGGAACCACAAAUCUUCACCUGGACAUUUCAGAUGCUGUAAAUGUUAUGGUCCAUACUGGGAUACCAGAGGGUGUUGACCGAGAGAAAGUGAAGCAAGGUGCAUUGAAGGCCCUCCAAGAGGGAGGAUGUGAUUAUCUCACUCUUCGGAGAGUACGGGAGAAAGGAGACAUCCCUGGUGCUCUGUGGCACAUAUAUCACCCAGAAGAUGCAGACAAGAUCCGAGAUCUCCUGAAUCGAAUCUCAGUGGAAAAGGGGAAGAAGAUAUCCUGGCAGGAAGACCCUAUCCAUGACCAGGCAACAUACUUGGAUACAACCCUGAGGAACAGGCUCUACUAUGAUUACAAGGUCACUGGUUAUGCAAUUGCUCAGUGCCUUGGUGAUGCUGUGUUCAUCCCUGCUGGAGCACCUCAUCAGGUGCAGAAUCUCCACAACUGCAUCAAGGUUGCAGAGGACUUUGUAUCCCCAGAGAAUGUGACUCAUUGCUUCCAUCUCACACAGGAGUUUCGGCAUUUGUCUGACACCCAUUCAAACCAUGAAGACAAGCUUCAGAUCAAGAACAUUUUAUAUCAUGCUAUGAAGGAUGCAAUCUCAUUGCUGUCCAGUUGAUGGCAUAGUUUCCAAAAAGUCUGUGAUUGUCUUUCUUGCGAAUGAUGGGGUGGAUUGCUAGGCAACUCCAUAUCCUUCAUAUUGGUGCUGGUGUCUGAUAUGCAAGAAAGCUUGUGCAGCCUUCAAAUUGGCCAAUUGUUCCAUGGCAUGGAUUUGUACUUGGUCCUGUGUUUUUGCUCCUCAGAGACAUUCAGAAAGCUGCUGUAUAUCACUUGAGAUCCCACUAUGUGGUGAGGCUUUCUAAGAAAAUAUGUUAUUUUGUUUUUCCACUUCUCCAUACUAUGAGUUGUGACCUCUUAAAAUCAAAUAUUUACAAAAUCACAUAGCCAGUAUCAUGGGAAGUACAAAAUACAGUAAUGGACAUAUGUCCCCAUUCUUUCAAUUUUGGUGAUUAUG
This is a messenger RNA of Darwinula stevensoni, 2904 nucleotides long. The record is from the annotation of a GenBank genome assembly. NCBI's taxonomy places the organism in Eukaryota, Metazoa, Arthropoda, Ostracoda, Podocopida, Darwinulidae.